UUACAGUAUAGAGAUAUUCUUGGCAAAGGAGCAACAAAGACAGUGUAUAGAGCAUUUGAUGAGUUUCUUGGAAUGGAAGUAGCCUGGAAUCAGGUAGAGCUUAAUGACGUUUUCAGGUCACCUGAAGAAUUGCAGAGGCUAUAUUCUGAAGUCAAUCUUCUCAAGACUCUUGAUCAUCAUUCUAUAAUGAAAUUACGUGCAUCCUGGAUUGAUGUUGAUAGAAGAACUUUCAACUUCAUCACAGAAAUGUUCACCUCCGGUUCCCUAAGAGAGUACAGGCAGAGGUACAAGCGAGUUAACAUUGAAGCGAUUAAGAAUUGGGCUCGACAAAUUCUUGAAGGGCUUGAUUACUUGCAUAGUAACGAUCCUCCAGUAAUUCAUCGAGAUCUUAAGUGCGACAACAUUUUUGUCAAUGGACAUCUUGGGCAGGUCAAGAUUGGUGAUCUAGGAUUAGCUGCCAUACUUCAUGGAACUCACCAUGCCCACAGUGUCAUAGGCAAUCCUCAACCUCUCUUUCUUUCUAAGGCCAAAAGUUAUUUUGUAAAUAACCUUUUUCUAUCAAACAUAUUUGAAGUUUUUUAAAAGUUAUUUUUUGGC
This is a messenger RNA of Olea europaea var. sylvestris, 597 nucleotides long. RefSeq names its product probable serine/threonine-protein kinase WNK5. Gene Ontology annotation, molecular function: protein serine/threonine kinase activity; ATP binding. The record is from RefSeq and is a predicted model, not a curated record. The annotation marks the transcript as partial. Lineage: Eukaryota; Viridiplantae; Streptophyta; Magnoliopsida; Lamiales; Oleaceae. Gene Ontology annotation, cellular component: cytoplasm. The transcript is spliced from 2 exons. Gene Ontology annotation, biological process: protein phosphorylation; intracellular signal transduction.